AGGUCUGAGCGAGUCUCUGGAGACUUGAUGGAUUUGUAGCUGACAGUAAAGAGCUACCUGAACGCCUGGAACUUGACAAAAACAACAUCAACUGAAGGCGAUCUCCGCUUUCCAUUCAUUUGCGAAGACAACGUUGCCAGCGCCGCAGCGGGCAGCAGCUGUUUGCAACGGGGGCGAGACCAUCCAUGCUGACUGUCUCACUCAAUAUAAAAGGACUUUCAAUCUUCCACAGUCAUUGAUACCUGUGGUACUCAGCCGCGUUGCGGAAGUCACUCCGAGGGGAAACUAAAGCACAAUCCGACCAUGAGUUUGGAAGUUUUCGAGGAGAGGGGAUUUGGAAAUAAACCCGCCGAAGUUUGCAGCGACUCUGAGGGUAGUAUACCCUCGCCUCUCUCUGUGGAGGAGGAACUGGGAUCUGAUGGAGACUGCGUUGCGAACAGUCCGGCGCCGACAAGCUCCUGCUCGGAGGGAAAAUCCAAGACCUACACCAGGCGUCCCAAACCUCCCUACUCCUACAUUGCCCUGAUCGCGAUGGCGAUCAGAGACUCGGCUACCGGUCGCCUCACCUUGGCCGAGAUCAACGACUACCUGAUGAAGAAGUUUCCCUUCUUCAGAGGCACCUACACCGGCUGGAGGAACUCAGUCCGCCACAACCUGUCCUUGAACGACUGCUUCGUCAAGGUGCUCCGCGACCCAUCCAGACCGUGGGGCAAAGACAACUACUGGAUGCUGAACCCGAACAGCGAGUACACUUUCGCCGACGGGGUCUUCCGCCGCAGAAGAAAGCGCAUUGGCCGCAAGCCUCUCAAGGAAGCCGGAGCGGGCGACAAACACGUGGAGGUGGUCAUGCCCGGAGUCCUCGCCACAUCCACCAAGGAAGAAGGGUCCAGCGCCAAGUUCUCCAGCUCUUUUGCAAUUGACAGCAUCUUGAGCACGCCUUUUCGAAGGCAAGAAGACAAGAUGUCAGAAACCAAAGUACACUGCAACGUCGGCAGACUGUACUGGUCCAACCGACCCCUGAUAUCCUAUCCAUUCCUCGCCUACCCACCCGCUGCCCCGGUGCCCACACACUUCUCCAUUAGCCCCGGCGCCACCUCCCUGCUGCAACCCUACAGGUUCCCCGUGUCAGAGCAGAGCUUGCUCGAUCACAGAGCGAAUCUCUUCUCCACAAGGUGUUUUCAGAACAGGAUUCCCAACUCGGAGACUUUUUCCUGCAUCGGCUUGCCAACAGCGAUGCACCCCGCCCCCUACCAUCCCUACAAAAUCGAUUCGCUCAUCGUUUAGAGGGGUUUAAGUAACUCCAUGGGGGAAAAAAUAACGGAGCCUCUCCUGUGCACUUUUUUUUUUUUUUAAAUUAGACCCUUAUAGAAAGAGCGUUUUAUCCCGAACACCGUUAGGAACCCGAGAAACGGUUCGGUUCGAUUAUUGCUUGUCCAAGUAUUAGUCUGCUGUUCCGUAUAUCGACAAAACCAGUUGCUCUGGUCGUUAUCAAGAUAACCACUGUAUAUAUUUUACGGGGAUUAUAUAGUAAGUUAUCAAUCAUUGUUAAACUGAGAGUGAAAAUGUGAGAUCAACCGGGUAUCAGAUCACCUCUGCCGCAAACGAUGGCAUCUCUGCGUGCCAAAAAUAAGUAGCUAUGAUCUUUUUUUAAAGUGCAAAACUAUUUAUAAAUCUGUUUUCUAAACAAACGGUAACCAGACGGGCUAUAGAAAUUUUAUUUUGUGGUUUUUAAUAUUUCUUUUUGUAGAAUAUUACCGACAAUGCUCGAAUCGAGCGAAUAAGUUUGAUAAAUCUCAGUACUGUUACUAAAGACGGGACCACUGCCAAUGUAAGCAGGUGAUUUUGUGUUAUUUUUGUGUUAUGAAGUGACGCUCGGGCGUUAUAUUUUCGAAUUAAAAAAAGCCUUGGUAAUGAA
This is a messenger RNA of Amblyraja radiata (thorny skate), 1915 nucleotides long. Its product is annotated as forkhead box protein Q1. Gene Ontology annotation, molecular function: DNA-binding transcription factor activity, RNA polymerase II-specific; RNA polymerase II cis-regulatory region sequence-specific DNA binding. Bases 304 to 1284 code for a protein of 326 amino acids. Gene Ontology annotation, biological process: regulation of transcription by RNA polymerase II; cell differentiation; anatomical structure morphogenesis. NCBI's taxonomy places the organism in Eukaryota, Metazoa, Chordata, Chondrichthyes, Rajiformes, Rajidae. The record is from RefSeq and is a predicted model, not a curated record. The transcript has a single exon.